Gossypium arboreum is the source of this 716-nucleotide messenger RNA. Its product is annotated as kinesin-like protein KIN-14K. The record is from RefSeq and is a predicted model, not a curated record. NCBI's taxonomy places the organism in Eukaryota, Viridiplantae, Streptophyta, Magnoliopsida, Malvales, Malvaceae. The transcript has 4 exons. Bases 257 to 667 code for a protein of 136 amino acids. Gene Ontology annotation, molecular function: protein binding.
UCUAAAAAAAUUAGUGGUUCUCAAUUUGGAGUCUCGUAACUCCCUCUACUCCAAUGGUAGAGCGAAUGCCAAACAAUCAAAAAAAUGUUUCAAACCCAAAAAUUUCAACAAAAAAAAAGGAAAAGAAAAGGAAAAUUCUUUUAAUGACAUAAUACAGUACUUUGCCAUUUAACAAAGAUUCCUUGAACCUUUGUUCUACGUGCGCAUCUCCACAUCAUCUCUUUGUCUUCUUAGGGUUGGGUUCUUUGCCUUUGUCAUGUCUCCGCAAUCUUAUGCAAAGCAACGGGAGAUUGUGAUUCAGUGGUUGAACACUAUUCUUCCUGAUCUCAGGUUGCCAACAGAAGCCUCAGAUGAAGAGUUGCGAGCUUGCUUGAUUGAUGGCACUGUCCUAUGUAGAAUCUUGAACAGGCUUAGUCCUAGUUCUCCAAAUGAGGAAAGUUCUGAAAAUUCUUCAGUAUCGCAGCCAGAAAAUGUUAAAAGAUUUUUAGCCACUAUGGAUGAGUUAGGGAUACCCAGAUUUGAGGGAUCUAUGAAGACUGUUGUCUACUGCCUUUUAUCACUAAAGUUACAUUUCAUAUCAUCUGGAGAGGAGUUAUCUACCUUAAGUACUAUUACUAAAGCUGAAAGCACUGAUGAUGAUGGAUCGUCCCCUGGCUCUCCUCAAUAAUUUUUUGGUGAAGAAAUGAGGAACGCUUUCCCAGGAUUAAAAUUGCAGU